Messenger RNA from Tetranychus urticae (two-spotted spider mite), 819 nucleotides. NCBI's taxonomy places the organism in Eukaryota, Metazoa, Arthropoda, Arachnida, Trombidiformes, Tetranychidae. The record is from RefSeq and is a predicted model, not a curated record.
UCAGAGAAAAUGUAUCAAUUGAAGAUUAAACUGUGAAAAGUAAUUAAGUGAUUUUUAUAUUCGUUCAAACUUAUAAAAUCAACUAAUCAUAAAAAAGUUAAAAUGCAAUUAGAUAAAUCCGUAUCGUAUUUCUUUUUGAUGGCAAUUAUCGCUAUCGUUGGUUUCAUUAUGACUGUGUCUGUUUCAGCUGCAACAUCAGGUUCUUCAGCCACUUCAGGUUCUUCAGCCAUUUCGAGUUCUUCAGCCACUUCAGGUUCUUCAGCCAUUUCGAGUUCUUCAGCCACUUCAGGUUCUUCAGCCAUUUCGAGUUCUUCAGCCACUUCAGGUUCUUCGUCCGCUCCAGGUUCUCCAUCCGCUCCAGGUUCACCAGCCGCUCCAGGUUCUCCAUCCGCUCCAGUCGCUCCAGGCAUUCAAAAUGCUAAAGCUUCUUUAUCUCUUUGUAUACCAAGUCUCAAUGUUGAUUUAAAUCUAUUUAACAUCCUUGAUCUGCUAAGCGAAGAACAGAUUCUUAAUCUAACCCCUUAUUGUAUAAAACUACUACUAACUCUCAAUGGUGUUGAUUGCAGCGGAUUUACAGAUGAAUAUCUUCAUGCACAUGCUCUUGAAUUACUGAUACAUGCUAAUAAAGGAUCGAAACAGAGGAUCGUAGGAUUGUUAAGAUGAUAGUGUUCAUUGAAUUAACAUUCAUGCAGUUAUUCAUUGAUAAGAUUCUCGGCCUCGCUUCUUAUCCAUGAAUAUAUACAAUGUAGUGAUCUAACAUGAGUUGUACAAUUUCAUUACAAUUAACACAUACUGAUUAAAAUAAAAAAAUAAAAUUAA